ACCCUUACUAGCGCUGUAAAUUAUUAUUAUUAUUUAAAAAAAAAAAAAAAAAGUAAAACGCUUUACAGUCACAGAAGACGACGACACAAACGGCUAUUAGGGUUUAACCGAGAACUGAGAUGAAAUGCCCUUAAACCUCCAAAACUCUUUUGCAGAACUCAAACUCAGAGCUCAGAGUUUCGACUCCAAUGGCGGCCUUCGACCACAUAAACGACAUGUACGACGUCGCUCUGCGGCCUCGUCUUCUCCGUAGCCUUGUCAGAGAUCAUGUCCCUGACGACAAACACCCACUCGGAAGCCCCUCGCAGCUCUCGAGGGUCAUCUCCAUCAUCAAAACCCACGAUCUCCUCUCCGAAUCGUCUGGAGUUCAGACUGACCAAAAGCUGCUCUACAAUUGGAAAUCCGCCGUCGAUUCUUGGCUCGACCGCUUGUUGCAGCUCGUUUCCGAUGAUAUGCCAGAUAAAUGUUGGGCAGGAAUUUGUUUACUUGGGGUAACUAUUCAAGAAUGCAGCUCCGACCGUUUCUUGGCUUCAUACUCAGUUUGGUUCCAGAAGCUUCUAUCACAUAUUCAGUUACCAGAAGCUUCUCAUUUUGUGAAGGUAGCAUCGUGUGCCUCAAUUUCAGAUCUACUCACAAGGUUAUUAGGGUUCCUAAAUGUAAAGAAAGAUGGGACUGCCCUUGCCGGAAAGCUCAUUCAACCACUUUUGAAGCUGUUAAAUGAUGAUCAUUCCGAGGCCAUUUGGGAUGGAGCACUUCAUUUGUUAUGCACCAUUAUUACUUCCUUUCCAUAUUCUAUUGGUCGUAAUUAUGAAAGUGCUGAAGCUGCUAUUGCUUCAAAACUUUUGUCGGGUAACUGCAGUUUUGAUAUGCUCAAGAAGCUUGCCCAUUGUCUAGCAUUGCUUCCAAAAUCAAGAGGAGACGACGAAAGUUGGUCUAUAAUGAUACAAAAAAUUUUGAUAUGGAUAAACAAUCACCUGAGUAACGCCUUCCAAGGUUUUGAAGAAGACACUAAAUCUCAUGAAGCCGUAAGGUUAUGGAUUCCACCAGAAAAAGAUCUCCCUCCUCCACUUGGAGGACUUGCACUGUCAGGAGAGCCAUCAUCCAACUCAAGGAGGUCGGAGCAUCUGCUAACAUCCAAUGUCUCUUCAUUGAUGCUUUGUUGUUGUUCAAUGUUAACAAGUUCAUACCCUGUUCAGGUCACUGUACCUGUUCGUGCUUUGUUAGCGCUUGUUGAGAGAGUCCUUAUGAUAGAUGCUUCUUUGCCUCAUUCCCAAAGGCCUUUUGUGACUGCUAUGCAGCAAGAGUAUCUUUCUUCUGAACUUCCAAUUUUGCACCUGUAUAGUCUUGAACUCCUUACUGCAGUCAUAAAGGGUGUCCGCAGUCAACUUUUACCCCAUGCUGCAUCUAUUGUGCGCCUCAUCUCAGUCUACUUGAAGAAAUGCGCAUUACCAGAAUUGAGGAUAAAGGUCUACGCAAUCACAAAGAUAUUGUUGUUGUCGAUGGGUGUUGGAAUGGCGUCUUGUCUUGCACAGGAUGUUGUGAACAAUGCAUUUGUUGAUUUGAAUCCCAUUGGUUCUGGGACUGGUGGAACAUCUAGUGAGAACCCGAAGACAUCUAGUGAAGCAUUGCAGCAAACAAGCCGUAGAAAAAGGAAACACGGGACACCAACCGGAUCCCUUGAGGAGGGUCACGGUGGAAGUAGUUUAGAGGUGGAAGCACUGAAGAACCAACCCAGCAUUCUAAUUUCCUUGAGAAUUGCUGCAGUUGAGGCAUUGGAAGCUCUACUCACUGUGGGAGGUGCAUUAAGAUCUGAGGGCUGGAGAUCAAAUCUUGAUCUUCUUUUGAUAAAUCUCGUGAAAAAUUCUUUAAAAGGGGGAUGGGCCUGUGAGGAAAUAAAUAUUUUCCAGCAUAGUGGUCCUACUGAAAUUUGGGCAAAUAUGCAGCUUGCAGCAUUGCGUGCGCUUUUGGCAUCUUUUCUUUCAUCUCGUGUCCGCUCACCUUACAUAGCAGAGGGUCUUGAACUUUUCCGAAGAGGAAAGCAAGAAACUUCAACAAAACUUGCUGACUUCUGUGCCCAUGCUUUGUUGGCCUUGGAAGUUCUUAUACAUCCGAGGGCCCUUCCAGUGGAGGAUUUCCCCUUUUCAAAUCGUAUUUCUGACGGAGUUCAUAAAUAUCAAGAAAAAAUUUACUCCGGCAAUCCCAAGUACAUAACCCCAUUUUCAAGUGGCGCAAACGGAAUGGGACAGAAUGAUCUUGACUCAGAUCAUGAUGACUUGUGUGACAGUUGGCUGGAAAAUGGCAAAGAAGCAGAAGCUACAGCGAGUGAUGCUGGAGAGACUAUAAAGUAUGUUGAGAUGAUUCCAUCCGAAACUUUAGCUGCUUGUCAGGAUAUAAAGCUUUCGGACAAUGGUUCCGAUAGAGAGAUUCUAGAAGAAAGUAAGCAGAAUUCAGAAGUAGCAGCCAAGGCAGAUAUGGAGGAGAUACAAAGAGGUGGGGAUGAAAUUAUGACUGAAUCCAACCAACAUCCAGAACGCACGCCCCAAAAUCAGGACCCUGUUUCUGCGAGACUUUCAUCAGUUCCCGCAACCAUUGAUGUUUCAACCGGAGCUCAAAUUGUGCUUGAUAAGAUUACUCCUGAUAAUGGUAUGGACACAGACCAAGAUGUCUUGGGGGCUAGAACGGAUGUCGGCACGCCUAUAGCAUCCACUUCCGAUAAAACGGUGGACUUCACUUCUGAAAUGGAUCAUGAAUCAGAUAUGGAACCAUUUCCUGAUAUUGUGGAUGCUGAUCCAGAUUCUGAUUACUAAACCAAUUUUGUUAAAGGAACCGAGAGGACAUGAAAAAACUCGAGGAAGCUGUGUACAUGAAUUUUUGGCCAAAAGUAGAUUAUAAAAGAAAGCACUUGCGUUUUCAACGUCUAAUCUUUGUUUAUUUAUUUAUUUAUUUUUUGGUCGGUACUGUAUGGUUGGUUUAUUGGUAACCAAAUUAGUCACAAUAAAAUAAACAAAAUGUUACAUUGGAGGGCUGGAAAUGUUAUAUCUUUU
Messenger RNA from Morus notabilis, 3044 nucleotides. RefSeq names its product proline-, glutamic acid- and leucine-rich protein 1. Gene Ontology annotation, cellular component: nucleus. Gene Ontology annotation, biological process: rRNA processing. NCBI's taxonomy places the organism in Eukaryota, Viridiplantae, Streptophyta, Magnoliopsida, Rosales, Moraceae. The coding region runs from base 189 to 2807 and encodes 872 amino acids. The record is from RefSeq and is a predicted model, not a curated record. The transcript has 13 exons.